UGUCAAAGUUGACUCAGACGUCUGCUGCAACAGGAUUAUGUCGAAGCCACGCCCUGUUCGCCCCCCUCCACCCAUUCCUAAACCGGGUAGUGUUAAAGUUGUGAGGGCCUUAUACCGUUAUACUGCACAGCAGGCUGAUGAGCUGUCAUUUGAUGAAGGAGACACACUGUACAUCAUGGACCAAUCCAAUCCUGAUUGGUGGAAAGGAAAGUGUGAUAGUGUGGAAGGGCUAAUACCAUCAAAUUAUGUGGAAAGUAACACAGAGUCUAUAGAUCAUCCAUUACAUGAGGCAGCCAAGAGGGGAAAUAUUGAUUUCCUUAAGGAAUGCAUAGCUAACGAGGUAUCAGUAAAUGGUCUAGACAAGGCAGGAUCCACACCUGUGCACUGGGCAGCUCAUGGAGGUCACAUGGACUGUCUACAGGAGCUCCUUCAAGUUAAAAAAUGUGAAGUGAAUGUACAGAACAAACUUGGCGACACAGCUUUACAUUCAGCAGCCUGGAAAGGUCACUCGGAGGCAAUCAAAAUGUUGUUAGAGAAAGGUGCUCAAGCUAAUAUAAGAAACAAUGAUAACAAAUUACCCUAUGACCUGUCUAAAGAUGCUGCAUGUUCAGCAGCACUGAAACAAGCAAUGAUGCCGCGUACGUUAUCAACAGAUUACGGAGAUGAAGGGGAUUCAGAUUGAUUCUGCUAAAUAAAUCACAUUGACUUCAACAAGAAAUCUGAACUGAUGGAGGUGUCUCCACCAACAGGGGCCUAGGUUACAGAUUUUAAACAAAUGUCCACUAUUAUGGUCUUUCUUUCAGAAGGUACCAAAAUAAAGUAGAUUUUUAUAACCAAUCUCCAACAGUGGUUUGUCCAGCACUGCCAGAGUGAGGAAGUCUCACACACCACUGGAUAUGUUGUGACUAAUCACUACUCUACUAUAGGUCUUUUAUUUGACACAAUAGGAGACAACCAUUCAUACUAUACUAUUUUUAUGUUUGAUAUUUAAUGCUGUGAUAAAAUUAUUAUAGAGUACUUGUGAAUAUAGCGGCCAGUUGUACUCAAAUCUUGGACUGUACCAAAUGUUAUGUUAAUAAUAUACAUUUAAAAAACAUCUUCUCAAUAACCAAGAGUCCUAGAGUCAGCAUAUUUGGCCAGAGAAUGCUGGGAUUAAACUUUAUUAUGUUCAAAUAAAUGACUUUGACUUAGCUUUUUAUGUCAAAACCUUUCAAAAACUUAUGAAUAACAAAUGGUGGUCAUGAAGGGAUGAAAUGGCUGUCUAAUUUGUUUGCAUAAAUGACUCUGAAAGACAUCCGAAGUCAUUGGGAUCAGCAAUGUUUAAACUAUGACUGACCAGGAGAGUUGUGGUCAGCUGGUUUGACCAGCAGUAAAGUGGUAAAAUGAAAUGUUGUAAUUACAUGAAAUCUUUAAGUUAAGCUUCUGAAAAUAAUAAGGUUUAAUGACACAUUUUCUUUACUGAUGAGUAUAGCUUUCCAUACUUUUUAAGUUCACAGUGGAUGAAUAAUAAGUGUCUAAGUACAAGCCCUUUUGGCCUCUUGAUACUGUAAAAUCAUUCAUUUUUGUGGGCAUAUAUCUUUGAUGAAUUCAUGGCCACUGUAGAUCCGUGAAUUCUUUUGUCAAGGAAAUGAUAAAACAGAUUAAAGUUUGAUAUGGAUCAUAGUAUUAGUAGAUAGUGUGAGUACAGUUAAUCCAUGAAAACAAGUACCAUUGAAAAGGUAAUUGUUUUGAAAACCACAAAAUUUGAGCUCCAAGGAAAAACAUCUUUCCUAGUACAGUUUAGAUUGUGUUGAGGAUUUUAUUACCAACACAGACUUUUAGUGUUUAAGGAGUUUACAAAGAUUUAUUUUUUGACUAAUUCAUUUUCUCGUAGUUGGAGGUGUACAUAUCUCAUACCUUGUGGCAAUGUCAGAUCUGUUAUUGACAAAAUGUUUCACUGCUAUUUUUGUUAAAAAUUUAUACAUUUGUAAUCAAUAAAGAGUAUUUCACAAAAGUCCAAUUGAUCUCUCAGAAAAAUUUUUAAGCCAACAUAAGGUGGUGGGUUUCCAAAUUGCCUUUUAUUUUUAGUGAGUUUAUCUGUCUGUGAACAACUAGAUACAGUUAUUUCUUUGUCUCAGGAAGAUUGUUUUCAAAUUAGGAACACGUAGACAUAUUAGGACAGGUUUACUGCUUCAGGUUAUGGGCAGUAGGAGCAACAUGGCUAGUAAAAAAGGUCAUGAGGUCAAAUUUAGGGAUUUACAUAAGGUGACAACCACUGCACUUAAGUCAAUUAAGCAAUUGUGGUGUAUUGUCAGGCAGCAGAUGUCAAGGUCAAAUGAAUCAUUUUCUCAGGUAUAGAAGUACCAUUUUUUAUAGUAUGGACUGAUUGUAGUAGAUUAGAUGUGUUGUCAACCAUGAUGACAAUGGUUCUGACUAUGUUUAUAGGUGUUUGCCUUUCCUUGUUGAAAAGAUUUCUAACUGCUAUGAUACCAUGGUUACCAGUACAUAUCAAACAGUGCCUUCAGUGUGUUUUCAAUGAGUACUUUAAAUCACUUAUGUUUUUCGUAGGAUUUAUUUUUUUAUGUUAAUAUGCGGGGAGAAUCAAUGGUGAAUGUAAAUCCCUUGCAAUUUAUUGAUAGGAAAAUAACUCAGAAUGCAUCCAUCUUGAUUUAAGUUAUGAUGUUGAGCCUUAAAGAUUCUUUGUCUUAAAUAGCUCAUCACUCGCAAAUGUAAAGUCAUUUAUGGAUCAUUGUUUGCAAAAUAAUGUAUUUGGGAAUAUGUCUGAAGAGGCAAGUUCUCUAAAUAAAGUAUACGUUAAAUCUAAGUGAUUUUCAGUAAUCAAUUCACAUGUAUUUAAACCAGGUACACAAAGACUUAAGUUCUUACUUCGAGGAAAGUAUAUAAAUAUAUAUUUACAAGAAAAGUAGUAAUAAGGAUGUUAAAUUUUAGAACUUGUUUUGAUAUUAUUGGAUGUUAGUUGUUAUAUAUUUAUAACAUUGAGUGUGACAUGUUUUAAAUGUCUUGUUAGGAAUUUUUGGAGAGAAAUUUAGCAGCAAAAUUAUUGAAGUUGUGUUUCUUCGUAGUGAAACUAGUGCAUCUUUAUUGGAAUUCAUUAUUUUGACAAACAUCAUAAUAUAAAACAUGAGAUUGCUUAAUAGUGUGAAGAAGAACCCAGUUUGAUGUGUUAUUACAGAGACCAGAACAUAUUAAAGACCUUUGAAUGGAUUUUUUUUUUUCCGUUUGAACUGAUUUUUUUAACAUAGGUGUUUGGGACAGGGAAGGGGUUUGGGGUACUGAGAAAAAGUUUUGUGUGAUGGUGUUAAUCUCUCAAAAUGUCAAAUAGAUCACCAUAUACAAUGUAUAUGCACUUCAGAAAAAAACAGUCACCUGAAGUAUGAUAGCAUUAUAAAAAGACAGAAGACAUUUUAUGCCAUGCAGUGACAACAGUAAAUGUGACAGGUUCAUAGCAGGUUAGAUGUCAUUACAGGUAAAUCAUGAUAACACAAAUUUGUGGCAUUAUGUAGUCACAUGUUAACUAGAACAUUAUAUACAUCAAUACAGCUUAAAUUUAGUUUACAAUUGAGGAUAUCACUAUAUAGUUAAUAUAAAUAAAAUAUGAUAUAAUCAAGUCAUGUACAAACAUAUUUUUAUUGAUCAACUGUAUUAGUUAUAAUACACAUGAAAUUCUUGAUAAAUUAAUAUAUUUCUGCUUAAUGAAUAUGAUGAAUAAAUU
Ylistrum balloti is the source of this 3712-nucleotide messenger RNA. RefSeq names its product osteoclast-stimulating factor 1-like. The transcript is spliced from 8 exons. Gene Ontology annotation, molecular function: protein binding. The coding region runs from base 38 to 682 and encodes 214 amino acids. NCBI's taxonomy places the organism in Eukaryota, Metazoa, Mollusca, Bivalvia, Pectinida, Pectinidae. Gene Ontology annotation, biological process: signal transduction. The record is from RefSeq and is a predicted model, not a curated record.